Molecule: messenger RNA, 357 nt
Organism: Helobdella robusta
Lineage: Eukaryota; Metazoa; Annelida; Clitellata; Rhynchobdellida; Glossiphoniidae
Exons: 1
Coding region: 1-357 (118 amino acids)
Cellular component (GO): nucleolus
Source: RefSeq, a predicted model, not a curated record
AUGUCUGAAUACGAACUAGCUUCUAAAGGACCUCUGAAACUGAAGAAAGUUUCUGAUCCUCAAAUUAAGAAAAAGAUGAAAAACAAAAAAAUUAAAAACGUCGGGGAGAAAGAAAUAGCCGAAAUGGUGAACUCUUCGAACGUCAGAUUAGUCGAUAUGGGGUACUCCAAAAGCGUUGAACCAGUCGCGAAGACGGCAGCUGAAAUUGCCUUUGAGAAAGCCAAAGAGAAGAGGUCCAUAGAGGAAUUGAAGAAAAAAGCUUUUAAAAGUCACAGAGAAAGAAUCUUGGAGUUCAAUGUGAAGAUGGACAAACUGACUGAAUACAACGACAUUCCUAAAGUAUCUUGGACAAAAUAA